Camellia sinensis is the source of this 2135-nucleotide messenger RNA. NCBI's taxonomy places the organism in Eukaryota, Viridiplantae, Streptophyta, Magnoliopsida, Ericales, Theaceae. The record is from RefSeq and is a predicted model, not a curated record.
UUUUUCAAAGUUGUUCUGCUAGCAGCAAAGCAACCCAGUUUCCCAAGAAAAGUGAGGAGAGAGAUUAGGGUUCGGCGCUGAGUGCGAUUUUGAAGAAGAUGUCGAUGGGGCAUGGAUGUGUAUUAUUUGUAUGUGCAGAUGAAUGAACAAGUAUGGCGUGUUACUAAAUUAGGAGACGAGAGUCAACCUCGGCCUGAGUUUGAACUAGUUUGUGAUAAUUCCAGUGGUGAAUUGCCGAUUGGAAUGGGAUGUAUCUCUGUGAAUUCCAAAUUGCACAUGGUUGGGGGUCAAAAAGAGCAGAAAAUCACCGAAGAUGAUGAUGAUAGUUCUUCUGAGGUUGAUUAUGUUCCUAAUUUAAAAUCAUUUGUCUUGAAUUUGGAUGCAAUUCGCAUCUGCGAGGAUUUACCUAGUAUGCAUGGUCAAAAGUUCAAUCCUCUUGUAGUCAGUGUUAAUGAUAAAUUUUAUGUUCUGGCAAGACGACCAAUUUACAACUAUGACAAAGCACUUGAGCAGCCUGUUUUCGAGGUUUUUGAUCCAGUGGAAAGAGCUCCCUAGACCGCCCUGGACUGACCCUGCCCAAUUUAAAUUAGGUGGCGAUUAUAUCUAUCAUCACUUUGUUUGGGGUCAUAAGAUAGUGUUUUGCACCCGGGCAGGUUUCUACAUUUUUGACACUGACAUGAAUAAAUGGGAUUUUACUGAUGAGAAGUUGUCUCCUUUCCCUAUUAUCUCUUGUGCUUCAGCUGAAUAUGAUGGGUUUUUAAUUGCCAUGCCAUGGGACCAUCAACAGCUCGUUGUUUACCGGUUGGAUUCGGAUUCGGAUUCGGAUGUGGAUGCGAUUGCCAAGCCUUAUCCUUAUGGGGUGCUAGAUGAGCUUUGGCCUGUGUUCAAUCCUCCAUUUGCUGGAUGCGAAUUCCAGGGCUUUCUUACCCAUUUGGGUGAUGGUGAUGGUGACGGUGACGGUGAUGGUGAUGGUGGCCGUAGAAUGUGUUUAUUGUAUGCCGGUUUUGAUUACUAUAGUAGGUGGUGUGCACGUGUAGCUAACUUUCAGGUUUCCAUCUCAUGUAAUGAUGCUGGUGAUUGGUUCCUCUAUGCAUAUCUUGAGACCCUGCAACAUUAUGAUUUUGAGAAAUUUGAUAAUCCUGCUAGAUGGAUUGAUUCUGCUUUUGUCAUGUAUGUUAGGUGUGAUUAUUUGAACAAGCAUGAUGUUGAGGCUGAUAAAAGUUUAAUGGAUGCAUGUCUUUCUGGAUCAGAUAGGGGUGAUUAUUUGAACAAUCACGAUGUUGAGGCUAAUGCAAGUUUCAUGGAUGCAUAUCUUGCUGGAUCAGAUGAGUAUGUUCUCUAUUGAUUGCAUUUAGUAAUGAUUAAUGUAUUUGUUAUUAUAUUUCAUUUCGAAUUUCAAAAUAUUGUUUCAAGUAUGCAACAUUUUCGUAAUUUGUUAAUAUUUCACUGUUGUGGCAUUGCUCUUGUUUAUGAAAUUGAGCAGUGUAAUAAAAUAGACCCGGAACACGCUUCUUGCUUAAUUUUUGGAAAUACACACAUGAUGCUUUUAUGUAGAAAUUGUUUUCCUCCAAAAUUGUCACGCCCCAAAUAUUCACACAAGUAAAUCCCAAUAUUAACGUCAUCCCCAACUUUCCAACAUUAGCAUUCAUAAUCACUAAGAGAUUUACAAAAGGAGGCCCCACAUGCGGGUAUACAUUCAACAACCUUAAUACAUGAAUCUAUAGCAUGUGGUAUAAUGGUUCAGUGCAAAUAAAUGCCCUCAAGGGCUACAAAGUCUAAGGCUUAAGUCCGGUUACACAAAAGUGGUUGCUUGAACCCACACACAUCUGGCCCUUGGCUUACAAAAAAUUAGUACAACAAAAACAAGAGCCUUGUGCUCUCAACACAUAUCCCACACCUUUAAUUUGGCGGAAUCACCACAUCUUUUCCUGCACAAAAUCUCAUAAGGUGAGCAUAAAGCCCAGUAGGAAAUCCUUACCAAAGUAUAUACAUUUUAUACGAUUCUCAUGAAGUGAAAUGCAUAUACCAUGUCAUGUUAAAAAACGCAUCUCUAUCUUUUGAAAACCUUUAUGCACAAUGAAACCUUAAAAUUUCAACCAUUCAUUAAUUUUCAAUAAAGUUUAAGGGGCGGUAAA